Molecule: messenger RNA, 1275 nt
Organism: Acipenser ruthenus (sterlet)
Lineage: Eukaryota; Metazoa; Chordata; Actinopteri; Acipenseriformes; Acipenseridae
Product: putative tubulin-like protein alpha-4B
Biological process (GO): mitotic cell cycle; microtubule cytoskeleton organization
Cellular component (GO): cytoplasm; microtubule
Molecular function (GO): GTP binding; structural constituent of cytoskeleton
Source: RefSeq, a predicted model, not a curated record
GGCACUACAAAUGCAGUGGCUGAGGCGUCACAGCCCUCAGUUACUGCAUCGACUCUUAGCUGUCGGGUCAGGUAACAAAGUAUCAAUUUAAAAUUAUACGCCCUAGCUGUUGUCGUUUUCUAUUCGCCUAAACUAGAAAGCAUGCGUGAGUGCAUCUCCAUCCACGUUGGCCAGGCUGGUGCCCAGAUCGGCAAUGCCUGCUGGGAGCUCUACUGCCUGGAGCACGGCAUCCAGCCUGACGGGACGAUGCCCAGUGACAAGACCAUCGGAGGAGGGGACGACUCCUUCAACACCUUCUUCAGCGAGACUGGAGCUGGCCAGCACGUCCCCAGAGCUGUCUUUGUAGAUCUUGAGCCAACAGUCAUAGAUGAGGUGCGCACUGGUACCUACCGCCAGCUGUUCCACCCUGAGCAGCUCAUCACUGGCAAGGAGGAUGCUGCUAACAACUACGCCCGUGGGCACUACACCAUCGGCAAAGAGAUCAUCGACCUGGUUCUGGACAAGAUUCGCAAACUGGCUGACCAGUGCACAGGUCUCCAGGGUUUCCUGGUCUUCCACAGCUUUGGAGGUGGUACGGGUUCUGGUUUCACCUCCCUGCUGAUGGAACGCCUGUCUGUGGACUACGGCAAGAAGUCCAAGCUGGAGUUCUCCAUCUACCCAGCCCCCCAGGUCUCCACAGCUGUGGUGGAGCCCUACAACUCCAUCCUGACCACCCACACCACCCUGGAGCACUCCGACUGUGCCUUCAUGGUAGACAAUGAGGCCAUCUAUGACAUCUGCCGAAGGAACCUUGAUAUUGAGCGCCCCUCCUACGCCAACCUGAACCGACUCAUUGGCCAAAUUGUGUCUUCCAUCACAGCCUCCCUCCGAUUUGACGGUGCCCUGAAUGUUGAUCUGACAGAGUUCCAGACCAACUUGGUGCCCUACCCCGUAUCCACUUCCCCCUGGCCACCUACGCCCCAGUCAUCUCAGCCGAGAAAGCCUACCAUGAGCAGCUUUCUGUGUCUGAGAUAACCAACGCCUGCUUUGAGCCGGCCAACCAGAUGGUCAAAUGUGACCCCCGUCACGGCAAGUACAUGGCCUGCUGCCUGCUGUACCGUGGUGACGUGGUGCCCAAAGAUGUCAACGCUGCUAUUGCCACCAUCAAGACCAAACGUAGCAUCCAGUUUGUGGACUGGUGCCCAACUGGUUUCAAGGUUGGUAUCAACUACCAGCCUCCCACUGUGGUUCCUGGGGGUGACCUGGCCAAGGUUCAGAGGGCAGUGUGUAUGCUGA